AUGAAAAAAAUUAUCUUCAAUAAUAUUUUAACUAAUAAAUAUAAUGUGAAUUAUAUUCAAAAAAAGUUCUUUUCAGAACAAAUAAUAAUUGACCAUAUUAGAAAAGUCAAAAAUAAACUAGAUAGAGGUUCUCUGUAUUUACUACAAGAAUCUAUUAAUAAUAAUCAUCAAUUUAUAAAAGAAGAAAAGAAAGUAAAACUUCAAAAAGUAAUCAAUGAAUUAAAUAAUUUGUUAACUCAUAAAUCUUAUUUAAUGGAAGAGAAAAUAAAAAUAUUAAAUCAACACAAUUCAAAAGGUUAUAAAAAUAAAGAAAUUAUAGGUUUAUUUGUAACAGGCUUUUUUAUUGCCAUAGGUUCAAUUUCUCACUCCAUUUUUUACUUAGUGAGUAUGUACGGUAUUUAUAUACUACAUCAAGCGUCCAAAGAAAACAAUAGUAUGAUAUAUAUAGAAAAAAAAUUAAAUGAUAAUAAGAAUAAAUUAUUGAAAAAUAAAAAAAAUGUAGAAGACCUUCUAAAUUUACUAGAGAAUGAUUUAAUAACAACAAAAUGA
Plasmodium adleri (nom. inval.) is the source of this 549-nucleotide messenger RNA. Its product is annotated as conserved Plasmodium protein, unknown function. Bases 1 to 549 code for a protein of 182 amino acids. The transcript is spliced from 4 exons. The record is from RefSeq and is a predicted model, not a curated record. NCBI's taxonomy places the organism in Eukaryota, Apicomplexa, Aconoidasida, Haemosporida, Plasmodiidae.